CUCACACACAGCUCGGAUACGUACCGCAUGUGAUAGUGCGUGCAUUCCGCGGUCAGCGCUAGGUAGGUAGCAUAAACCCAAUUUACAGUCGCGGGAAAGUCUGGCGGUGCAGUGUGUUAUCGGGCUGGUGGUUGAACACAGAAGCAGCAUCAAGGAAGCUUGAAGCUAGCUAGUAGCUGGUGUCAUCGAGUGAAAGUCAAGUGAGCUAGUUGAACUUGAAGCCGAAUACAGCUUGGUAGUUGAAAUUACAUCCCACUGUACUGGUGAAUUUGAUAACACUUGAUCAUGUCUGACAGCGACAACAGUAUUUUCUCCGAGGAGGAAGAAGAGGAGGGGGAAGAAAGCUUUCAGAAAGAUAGCGAUGAGGGUAGUCUUGUUGGAAGCGCUGAUGAAGCUGAAGAGGGAGAGGAGGCCGACGACGGGGAAGAAGAACCGGAGGAUGGGGAGGAUUUGAUGAGCGAACCACGGAGCGACGAGGAGGACGAAGAGGAAGAGGAAGAUCACGAUGGGUACGACCAUAGGAAGAAAAUAAAGAAGAGGAAAGUUGAGAGUUUCAUCAUUGACGAAGCUGACGUUGAUGAUGACUACGGUGAGGACGAUGAGGAAGAUGAAUGGGAAGCUGGAGCCGAAGCACUGAUCAAUAACGCUCCCACAGAUUAUAAUGAUAGUGAUCAACAUGGAGCUCGACGUCUUACUCAGCUGUUCAGUACACAAAAGGAGGAUGAGCUUGAGGAGUAUUACAAGAGGAAAUAUGCUGAAGGGACCAGCACGUCGUAUAGAGACGAAGAUGAGCUCCCAGACUCCAUCACACAACAAGGACUUCUCCCUGGCGUCAAAGAUCCCAAUCUGUGGAUGGUCAAAUGUACCAUUGGCCAGGAGAAAGAGGUCGCAAUCCAGCUCAUGAGGAAGUUCAUCGCGUACCAGAAUACAGAAGAGCCGCUUCAAAUUAAAUCCAUUGUGGCCGUCGAGGGGUUGAAAGGUUACAUCUACAUCGAGUCUUACAAGCAGACCCAUGUCAAGCAAGCCAUCAACGGUGUCGGGAUGUUGAGGAUCGGUCAGUGGACUCAGAAGAUGGUCCCCAUCAAGGAGAUGACCGAUGUCCUGAAAGUGGUCAAGGAGACUGCUAUGCUCAAAGGAAAAGCUUGGGUCAGACUCAAGAGAGGGGUUUUCAAAGAUGACCUGGGCCAAGUGGACUACGUCGAUCAGACCCAGAACCAGGUUAUCCUGAAACUCCUUCCGCGAAUCGAUUACACCCGACCCCGCGGCAUCCAGCGGACGGCCCAGACCGCGGCCGAGAAGCGGAAGCGUCGGCGCCCAGAGCAGAAGCUGUUCGACUUGGAAGCGAUUCGUAGGAUAGGUGGAGAGGUCACAUCUGAUGGUGAUUUCUUGGUCUUUGAAGGGAAUCGCUACAGUAGGAAAGGGUUCCUCUUCAAGACGUUUGCUAUGAGCGCUAUCAUUGCCGAAGGUAUCAAGCCCACCCUGUCUGAGUUGGAGAGAUUUGAAGACAAGCCAGAGGACAUCGACGUAGAAUUGGUUGCGAAGAGCAAAUCGACCAAAGAAAAGAGUCAUAGCUUUGCUCCAGGAGACAACGUGGAAGUGGUAGAAGGAGAAUUGAUUCAUCUCCAAGGUAAAAUCAAGAGCGUCGAUGGAAACACCAUCCUGGUUCUACCGAAACACGAAGAUCUAAAGGAUACCCUAGAGUUUCCUGCUCAUGAAUUGAGGAAGCAUUUCAAGAUUGGAGAUCACGUGAAGGUCAUCGCAGGUCGCUACGAGGGAGAUACGGGAUUGGUCGUCAGGGUGGAAGAGAACCUGGCCAUCGUCUUUUCAGAUCUAACCAUGCAUGAGAUGAAAGUAUUGCCAAGGGAUCUCCAGCUUUGCCAAGAGAUGAGCACAGGAGUAGAUUCUCUAGGACAGUUUCAGUUGGGUGACUUGGUUCAGCUUGAUCCACAGACGGUUGGUUCGAUUGUAAGGUUGGAGAAAGAGACCUUUCAAGUACUGAACAUGCAUAACAAGCUUGUUCAAGUAAAGCCCCAGGCUGUUACUCGUAAGAAAGACUCCAGACAUGCAGUAGCGUUGGACGCCGAACAGAACAACCUACAGGUCAAAGACAUUGUCAAGGUCAUUGAUGGUCCGCAUUCGGGCAGAGAAGGAGAAGUCAGACAUAUCUACAGGAAUUACGCAUUCCUGCAUUCCCGUCUGAUGACCGAGAAUGGAGGAGUGUUUGUUGUCAGGAAUAGGCACAUUGUUUUGGCUGGAGGCUCAAGGAAAUCUGAUGGUGGAUUUUCGACUGGAUUUGCACCCAUGAGCCCACGUAUUACAAGCCCCAUGCAUCCAAGUGCAGGUCCUGGUCAACAACCUGCAGGUGGGCCUGGUGGCGGGCGUGGUCGUGGGCGUGUCGGCAGAGAUAGAGGCCUGAUUGGACAGACAGUGCGCAUCACAAAGGGACCAUUUAAAGGUCAUAUCGGUAUCGUGAAAGACGCCACCGAAUCAACGGCUCGUAUUGAGCUACAUACGAACUGUAAAACUAUCAACGUCGACAGGAGCCGAAUGAACAUUGUAAGCGAUCAGAUCCGAAGUGGAAUGACGACAGCUUACAGCAGAAACACGCCCAUGUACGGCUCUCAAACCCCCAUGUAUGGGAGCGGUUCCAGGACUCCGAUGUAUGGCUCUCAAACUCCACUACACGAUGGAAGUAGAACUCCUCACUAUGGCUCGAUGACCCCGUCACAUGAUGGUAGCAUGACCCCUUCAAGAUCAGGAGCAUGGGAUCCCACUGCACCAAGCACUCCUAUGGGCUUUGACGAGUCGUCUCCCUCGCCCCAACCCUAUGGAUCCACCACCCCUGGUACCCCAGGGUAUGCUGGGGAGCCCCAGUCGCCGGGGCAGGGACCGUACACCCCCGCUACGCCAAACAGCUCAUCCGGGAUGUACGGGAGUGAGUCGACCUACUCCCCGUACGGACAGACGCAGACGCCAUCCCCGGGAAGUUACCAGCCCACACCCAGUCCAUCAAGCAGCUUCCAGCCUGCCCCGAGCCCCGGUUCUUACCAAGCCACCCCGUCCCCAUCGGGCACCUACCACACCCCAUCACCCGGGAGCUACCAGGGCAAUCCCAGCCCUCUAGGGUACUCUGCCAACACCCCCAUGGCCCCGUCGCCUCUGGGGUACAACCCCCAGACACCAGGGGGCGACAUCAUGCACCCCUCCCAGAUCGAUUGGCACACCCCUGAGAUCAUGGUGAGGAUCAAGGAUUCCCAUGACGACCCAUCGCUCAUCUUCAAGGAGGGUGUCAUCAGAAGCGUCCAGGGUCCGUUGUGUUCGGUGUACCUUCCAGAUGGCGAAGACAGAGUAGUUACAGUGAAAGCAGUUCAUCUUGAGCCUGUCAUGCCAAGCAAAACCGACAGAGUGAAGGUGAUAAUGGGUGAUGACCGUGACAGCACCGGAACCCUCAUCAACAUUGACGCUGAAGACGGGAUCGUCAAGAUGGAUCUGGGCGCGGCCGAUAUCAAAAUCCUGCAGCUCAAAAUGCUUGCUAAACUCUAUAAAUAAACUCUCUUUAUUAUUGUUUAUUCAUUGUACCUGGGGAGCUUUUCAUGACAGGACUUGUCUGACAUUUUUUCUGACGGUUACCAUAGUAACAGUGCUUCUCAGAAAAUCAAAAUCAAGGAAAGUCUUGCAGGUCUUACAACAUGUCUGACAAAAACGUUGAUGAAACGUUCGUCUGAGCGUUUUACGAAAGAACUUGUCAAAUGUUGCAUCCGACAAGUCCUCUUUUAUCCAACAGUUACCAUGGUAACAGUGCUCCUCA
Lytechinus variegatus (green sea urchin) is the source of this 3808-nucleotide messenger RNA. Its product is annotated as transcription elongation factor SPT5-like. The record is from RefSeq and is a predicted model, not a curated record. NCBI's taxonomy places the organism in Eukaryota, Metazoa, Echinodermata, Echinoidea, Temnopleuroida, Toxopneustidae. Bases 286 to 3549 code for a protein of 1087 amino acids. The transcript is spliced from 24 exons. Gene Ontology annotation, cellular component: DSIF complex. Gene Ontology annotation, molecular function: mRNA binding; protein binding. Gene Ontology annotation, biological process: regulation of DNA-templated transcription elongation; regulation of transcription by RNA polymerase II; transcription elongation by RNA polymerase II.